CAUUUUUAUAGUUUCUGUUUCUCUGGUGAAACCUUUUAAUUAUUUCAUUCAGGUGUGUUAUCAUACUUAUAAUAACUGCUUUAAAGUCUUUGCCAGAUAUUUCAACAUUGGAGCCAUCCUGGAAUUGAUACCUGUUGAUAUUUUGUUUGUUUAUUUGUUUAUUUCAUUAGGCAAUCUACUUGUUUAGGUUCUCACUUCCAAGUCCUGUCUCACCCUCUCUGGGUAAUGGUUCCAAUGUUAAUUCGAUUUUCAGAGUGUUUGAGUCAGCACUCUGUGUGUGCCAUGCAGUCUGUGUUCUAAUUCAGUGAUUAGUCUGAGACUUGAGCAAUAGUUGAUAUUGAAGUUCAAUUCUCAAAGAUUUUGCUAUGCUUCUUUAGUUCUUUCCUGCACACAUGCAGUUUCUUGUUGAAACCGGGACUUGUCUUGGUUCAUACACAGAAUUAGGGGAUCUCCUUCUCUCCUAUUCUAUCCUGUGUGAUUUCUUCCACUUUCUUCAGUUCCCAUAGAUCCCUUUAUUCUUUUACUCUGGCCAGAAACAUGAGUUUCUCUCAGAGUCUUAGCUUUUCAUGCUGUCACAUAGCUUUACACUAUUGGAGCUGCCCUUUAGAUAAAGUGAAGAAGAGAAAGAAAAAAAAAUAAGUAUCACCCUCACACUUAUGAAAGGGUCCUGUUUCCCUCCUUCCUCUGGCCAGAGAGAUCGGUUUUCUCUUGAUUAGAACUUACCUUGCAGUAGGACUGGGAGUUGAAAAAGAGAAAAUUGGGGACACAAAAGAAGACUUGGGUUCUUUUUAUGAUCCCAAGCUCAAAAGUGCAUAUUUUGCUGGUUCUUAUACAGAACAUGGGAUUUCUUUUAGAAUUUUUGUUCAUGUCUACUGUGGAGUUCUAUGAAUAAUUUUUUCCUAAGGUAAAAUUCAGCAGAUAAAGGUGGAAAAAUAAGCCCUAGGAAUUCAGAGUUAUUUUUCAAAUUUUGAUUUCCCUCCCUAAUACACUAGAUAUUGUUCAGUUUGCAGAAUCCUUGAGUAGUUUCUUUUUGUAUUCUAGGAGUUUUAGUUUAUAAUCAGGAAGAAAGAGCCUUAACAGGCUUAUUCCAUUUUGGCUGUUAGUAAAUGCUCUAUUUAAUUUGCUUUUUAAAUUUAUAGAUGGGCUGUGGUAAAGUUCCUUGAAACAUCUUAUAUCAGUGCUUGGUGGACUUUUUCUGAAGUAAAGAGGCAAAUAUAGUAAAUAUUUUUAGGCUUUCCAGGUCUUUGUCAUAACUGCUCAACUCUGCUGUUAUAGAGGAAAGCAGCCAUGAGUAAUAUGGAAACAAAUGGGUGCAGCUGUGUUCCAGUAAAAUUUUAUGCAGAAAUAGGCAGCAGGCCAGAUUUGGCCCCUGGGUUAUGUUAAUAGUUUGUAGACCCUCUAUCUAAGUCCUCUAUACUUUUUCUUGAAGUAGAGGUUGAAGAAUGAAUAGUAUUACCUAAUGAGCUUUGCAUGUUGAAAUACUUUUGUUUCUGUGACCACUUAUAUCUCUCCCUGAUAAUUUAUUCUUUAUUCUGUAUAGUAUCUCAUGAAGUUUAAUUGAACUAAAUGAAAGGAGAGGAAUACACAGCAAUGCAAUUAUAUAAAACUCUUCUCAUUGUAAUUUGUUUUGAAUGUAUCUAUAUGGUAGAAUCUAUGGCAUUUAUUUUUCCUGUCAUAAAUAUUUGGUUGGACAAUCCUAAGAAAAAUACAUAGAUCAUAUGCUUAGUAUAUCAUCAUCUGUUAUUGCAGAGCUCUAAACAAUAUUAAAUGAAACAUAAUGCUCUGAAAAUCAAGGUUUCUCAAGGACAAUCUUAAAACCAUGUUAAUAGCAUUCCUUUUCAAAGUACCUUCUAUGUGUCUUUUGUCCUUUUGUUUUUCAGAAACCAUGGGUCUUGUUAGAUUGUGGAGGGAAAUGCCUAGGUUUUUUUUUUUUAAGUUAUUACUCUGUUUUAAUACUCCUGAAUUUCAGUUUUUAAACAAUGUUUUUCAGGUAAAUGGUCUUAAAAUGAUUGAUGAGCCAAUGGAAGAGGGAGAAGCAGAUUCUUGCCAUGAUGAAGGAGUUGUUAAAGAAAUCCCUAUUACUCAUCAUGUUAAGGAAGGAUAUGAGAAAGCAGAUCCUGCACAGUUUGAGUUGCUCAAGGUUCUUGGUCAGGGAUCAUUUGGAAAGGUUUUUCUCGUUAGAAAGAAGACCGGUCCUGAUGCUGGGCAGCUCUAUGCAAUGAAGGUGUUAAAAAAAGCUUCUUUAAAAGUUCGAGACAGAGUUCGAACAAAGAUGGAAAGGGAUAUACUGGUAGAAGUAAAUCAUCCAUUUAUUGUCAAAUUGCACUAUGCCUUUCAGACAGAAGGGAAGCUGUAUUUAAUAUUGGAUUUUCUCAGGGGAGGAGACGUCUUCACAAGAUUAUCCAAAGAGGUUCUGUUUACAGAGGAAGACGUGAAAUUCUACCUUGCAGAACUGGCCCUCGCUUUGGAUCAUCUGCACCGAUUAGGAAUUGUGUAUAGAGACCUGAAGCCUGAAAACAUUUUGCUUGAUGAAAUAGGACAUAUCAAGUUAACAGAUUUUGGACUCAGCAAGGAGUCAGUAGAUCAAGAAAAGAAGGCCUACUCAUUUUGUGGUACAGUGGAAUAUAUGGCUCCUGAAGUAGUAAAUAGGAGAGGCCAUUCUCAGAGUGCUGACUGGUGGUCAUAUGGUGUACUUAUGUUUGAAAUGCUUACUGGUACUCUGCCAUUUCAAGGUAAAGACAGAAAUGAGACCAUGAAUAUGAUAUUAAAAGCAAAACUUGGAAUGCCUCAGUUUCUUAGUCCUGAAGCACAAAGUCUUCUAAGGAUGUUAUUCAAAAGGAAUCCAGCAAAUAGAUUGGGGUCAGAAGGUGUUGAAGAAAUCAAAAGACAUCUUUUUUUUGCAAAUAUUGACUGGAAUAAAUUAUAUAAAAGAGAAGUUCAACCUCCUUUUAAGCCUGCUUCUGGAAAACCAGAUGAUACUUUUUGUUUUGAUCCUGAAUUUACUGCAAAAACACCUAAAGAUUCUCCUGGUUUGCCAGCCAGUGCAAAUGCUCAUCAACUCUUCAAAGGAUUCAGCUUUGUUGCAGCUUCUAUUGCAGAAGAAUAUAAAAUCACUCCUAUCACAAGUGCAAAUGUAUUACCAAUUGUUCAGAUAAAUGGAAAUGCAGCACAAUUUAGUGAAGUAUAUGAAUUGAAAGAGGAUAUUGGCGUUGGCUCCUAUUCUGUUUGCAAGCGAUGCAUACAUGCAACUACCAACAUGGAAUUUGCUGUGAAGAUCAUUGACAAAAGUAAGCGUGACCCCUCAGAAGAAAUUGAAAUUUUGAUGCGCUAUGGACAACACCCCAAUAUUAUCACUUUAAAAGAUGUCUUUGAUGACGGUAGAUACAUUUACCUUGUUACAGAUUUGAUGAAAGGAGGAGAACUACUUGAUCGUAUUCUCAAACAAAAAUGUUUCUCAGAACGGGAGGCUAGUGAUGUGUUGUAUGUAGUAACUAAGACAGUUGACUAUCUUCAUUGUCAAGGAGUUGUUCAUCGUGAUCUUAAACCUAGUAAUAUUUUAUAUAUGGAUGAAUUGGCCAAUGCAGAUUCAAUUAGGAUCUGUGACUUUGGGUUCGCAAAACAACUUCGAGGAGAAAAUGGACUUCUCUUAACUCCAUGUUAUACUGCAAACUUUGUAGCACCUGAGGUUCUUAUGCAACAGGGAUAUGAUGCUGCUUGUGAUAUUUGGAGUUUAGGAGUCCUUUUUUACACAAUGUUGGCUGGCUAUACUCCAUUUGCUAAUGGCCCCAAUGAUACUCCUGAAGAGAUACUGCUGCGUAUAGGCAAUGGAAAGUUCUCUUUGAGUGGUGGAAAUUGGGACAAUAUUUCAGAUGGAGCGAAGGAUUUGCUUUCCCAUAUGCUUCAUAUGGACCCACAUCAGAGGUACACCACUGAACAAGUAUUAAAGCACGCAUGGAUAAUCCACAGAGACCAGUUGCCAAAUGAUCAGCCAAAGAGAAAUGAUGCAGUGCAUGUUGUUAAGGGAGCAGUGGUUGCCACAUAUUCUGCCCUGACUCACAAGACCUUUCCACCACUCCUAGAGCCUGUUGCUGCUUCAAGCUUAGCUCAGCGACGAAGCAUGAAAAAGCGAACAUCAACUGGCCUGUAAGAUUUGUAGUGUUCCUCAACCAAACUGGAUGAAGAUAAAAUUAAAUGUGUGGUUUUCUGCCUAAUCUUAUAUCAAAGGCAUCUUUUUUCUGCUACAUUACUUGAAUAUUCUGUUUAAGUCCCCAUUUUUAGGGGGAAUGAGAUUUUCAAAAAAAAAAAAAAACAUACACAAGUUCACAAUAUUCAUACUAUGUUGUUUUGCAGUAGUGUCCAAGUGUUCAUUUAAGCAUAUAAUUGGUGUCCACAAGGUCAUAACAACUCUGCACACUAACUUCUAAGUUUAUUUCAAAUAAAGUUACUUUAAAAGUAUUU
Molecule: messenger RNA, 4458 nt
Organism: Microcebus murinus (gray mouse lemur)
Lineage: Eukaryota; Metazoa; Chordata; Mammalia; Primates; Cheirogaleidae
Source: RefSeq, a predicted model, not a curated record